Molecule: messenger RNA, 1116 nt
Organism: Filobasidium floriforme
Lineage: Eukaryota; Fungi; Basidiomycota; Tremellomycetes; Filobasidiales; Filobasidiaceae
Product: WD40 repeat-like protein
Exons: 10
Coding region: 1-1116 (371 amino acids)
Biological process (GO): transcription-dependent tethering of RNA polymerase II gene DNA at nuclear periphery; RNA export from nucleus
Cellular component (GO): nuclear pore
Molecular function (GO): RNA binding; ubiquitin binding
Source: RefSeq, a predicted model, not a curated record
AUGAACGUCCUCAACUCGGCACCCAAGCCGAAUGAUGUACCGUUGGAGCCGGGUCCUACGGAUUCCGUGACGCGAAUCGAAUUCAAUCCGGUUGUGGAUUACUUGGCCGUUGGAAGUUGGGACAAUCAGGUCCGAGUUUACGAGGUCAACGCUACGACGGGACAGAUCACGCCAAAAGCAGCGGUGCAACAUGAGGGUCCCGCCUUGAACCUCUCGUGGUCCAAGGAUGGUACCAAGCUCCUUACCUGUUCAGCCGACAAGACCGCCAAGAUACUCGAUGUUGCUACCGGAUCAUCUCAAGCGACCCAAAUCGCGGCUCAUGAUGGACCCAUCAGUUGUGUGAAGUGGCUCGACAUGCCGAGCGGUCAGGGUCAGGGAGUUUGUGUCACGGCCGGGUGGGAUAAGAUGGUCAAGUACUGGGACAUGAGGCAGCCGAAUCCGAUUGCAACAAUCACCGCAACAGAGCGGAUCUACGCCUUGGAUGCUGUCGACAAGUUGAUGGUAUUCGGUACAGCAGACAGGAACGUCUCGAUUGUUGACCUGAACAACCCUGGAGUCGUGAAAAGCUCGAAAGAAUCUCCCCUGAAAAUGCAAACUCGAACGAUUACGUGUUUCCCGGCGAAAUCUCCUGCCGGUAACGGGUAUGCUAUCGGAAGUGUAGAAGGACGAGUGGCCAUCCAAUACGCCGAGGACAAGGACAGUGGACAGAACUUCUCGUUCAGGUGUCAUCGAGGAGAACCUGUGACGGUCAACCAGAUGAACCGAACCACCGAGACUGCCGUAUAUUCUGUUAAUGAUAUCAGCUUCAACCGGCUACACGGAACGUUCAGUACUGCUGGAAGUGAUGGAUCGCUGAGCUUCUGGGACAAGGAUCUGCGAACUCGUCUCAAAACUUUUGUGCCGAAGGAUCUCAACAACGCUGGCGACACCGUCAACAAGAUCCCUCCGACUCCUAUUGUUGCCACCGCUUUCAGCAAAGAAUCAAACCUCUUCGCAUAUGCCUUUUCCUAUGAUUGGUCGAGGGGCUACACCGGUGCUGUUCAGCAGAACCUCAACAAGGUUAUGAUACACCAGGUUCAGCAAGAAGAGAUCAAGCCCAAGCAAAAGGGUAAAUAG